AACUCAUAUGAGACGAUCCCCGCACACCUCACCUCACCUGCUGACGAAUCAUUGGAUCAAACACUUCUUCUACCUUUUCUAUGUAUAGCGUUUAUUUGGAGUGUCAACGUUUUCUUGUUAAGACUUGAUCAAACAUUCGUCAUUCCAAUUCCGAUACAUAAAUCUCCAUCUCCAAAAUCGCCUUCUAUGUAUAUAUAUAGCAAUUAAAUCUGUAUUCUUAUUAAUGUUUUAAUCUCAUUGUUUUUUUUUUUUUGGGUUCUGGUUUCGCUCAUUCUGAAUUUGGUUUCAACUUGGAUUCUGAUUUGCUUUUUGGGUAAUUUUUCUAGUAUCGGGGUUUUAGAGAAGUAAAAUGGCAACCAAGAUGGGAUCUUUUAGGUAUAAUUUCGCAGAGAAGAGUAAGGAAAGACUCCUUCAAAGGGGUGAUUUCUCUGAGUUAGGAUUUGGUAGUAUGUUAGGUUCUGAGGAAAGAAGUCGAUGGUGUUGGUGUAUACCCUCACCAACUGAUUGGAUUAAAACCACCUGGAAAAAUUUUAAAGAGCUUGCUGUUAAGUCAUGGCAAUUCGGUCUUCAAGAUCCUAGGAAAUUUAUCUUCGCUGCUAAGAUGGGUUUGGCUCUUGUUCUAAUAUCUCUACUUAUCUUUUUAAAAGGACCCUUUUUUAAAGAUCUAAGCAGGUAUUCAGUUUGGGGGAUCCUUACUGUUGUUGUUGUCUUCGAAUUCAGCAUUGGAGCAACCCUGAGCAAAGGAUUCAAUCGAGGUUUGGGGACAUUAUCUGCGGGGGGUCUUGCUUUAGCAAUGGCAGAACUAUCCGAGUUUUGUGGAGCAUGGGAAGAACUUUUUAUAGUUAUCAGCAUCUUUAUCGUAGGAUUUGUUGCUACGUUCCUGAAACUCUACCCCACAAUGAAACCAUAUGAAUAUGGAUUUCGGGUUUUUCUGUUAACAUAUUGCUUUAUAACUGUAUCUGGAUAUAGGACGGGGGAGUUCGUCAAUACAGCGGUAACUCGUUUCGUUUUGAUUGCACUCGGUGCAGCAGUUUGUUUGGUUGUAAAUAUGUGUAUUUACCCCAUCUGGGCUGGAGAAGAUUUGCAUAAUUUGGUGGCCAAAAAUUUCUCGAGUGUCGCCACUUCCUUAGAAGGUUGUGUUAAUGGGUACUUGCAGUGUGUUGAGUACGAGAGGAUCCCUUCAAAAAUUCUCACUUACCAAGCUUCUGAUGAUCCAGUGUACAGUGGUUACAGGUCUGCUGUAGAAUCUACGAGCCAAGAAGAAGCUUUGGUAGGUUUUGCAAUCUGGGAACCACCACAUGGUCCUUAUAAGAUGUUUAAUUAUCCAUGGAGAGAUUACGUAAAAGUAAGUGGUGCACUGAGGCAUUGUGCAUUCAUGGUCAUGGCGUUACAUGGUUGUUUACUUGCAGAAAUACAGGCCCCACCAGAGCGGAGGCAAGUGUUUCAUAGUGAGCUACAAAGGGUAGGUGUCGAAGGUGCUAAAGUGUUGCGUGAGCUUGGCAUGAAAGUCAAGAAAUUGGAGAGAUUAAAUCCGGGGGAUCUUCUCUUUGAGGUUCAUGAGGCAGUGGAAGAGUUACAGAAGAAGAUAGAUCGAAGAUCUUACCUACUUGUGAAUGCUGACAGUUGGGAGAUUGGAUCAAGGCCAGUGGUUGUAAAUAAUCCUGAGGACCUUCUCAACAUGAAAGAAAUUAAUGAAACUAAAUCACUCCGUACCAAAUCACGAAGUGAAGCUGUUCUCGACCUAAGAUCUGUUCCACCAAUGUCGAGAAGUUGGGAUGCCCCUAAAACUGCUCCUAAAGCCCCUUCUAGCAAGAACCCUUCUUUACCUGCAGCUGCUCCCUCAGCUGUUAAGUAUGCAAAACAGAUAUCAUGGGACUCGCAUAUCGAGGUCAAUGUCGACGCAGCCCAUGGUGAAGAAGAAUCUAAAACAUAUGAGAGUGCUAGUUAUUUAUCUUUGGCUACAUUUGCUUCACUAUUGAUUGAAUUUGUUGCGCGGCUUCAGAAUCUAGUUGAUUCGUUUGAAGAUCUUAGUGAGAUUGCUAAAUUCAAGGAACCCAUCAUUGAAAUGCCAGUGGAAAUGGAGGUGGCGGGGUGGUGGAAGAGGCUUUGCAGAGCUUUACAGUUUAAGCACUAAGUUCCUAGAAUUGGUGGACAAGUUCCAAGUAAAAAACAGGUUGAAUUUUGACAUGCAUUACUUAAGGUAUGUGCUAAACUAAGCCAGCUACAUUGUGAGCUUGAAGUUCCAUUUCGGUUCAAAGGUGAUUCUGAUGUGAUGAAAGCACAUCUCAUUGUAAAUUCAACGAAGUUGUAAGAGUUUUGUUUUACCAAGCUGGCCGGUUUUUCUAAUUGGGCAGUUGGUUCAGAGGGUCGGGGGGAUGUGGUGGGUGGAUGGCACAAAUAAGAAACUAUCAAGAAACAAAAAUGAUAAAUCUGUAUUUAUAUUAUUGUAUACUAACGAAGUUACGAAACUGAAUUCUAAGUCGAAUGUAACUUUUAAAAAGUUGGUAGUUCCCCAAAA
Papaver somniferum (opium poppy) is the source of this 2518-nucleotide messenger RNA. Its product is annotated as aluminum-activated malate transporter 9. The coding region runs from base 350 to 2134 and encodes 594 amino acids. The record is from RefSeq and is a predicted model, not a curated record. Gene Ontology annotation, biological process: malate transport. Gene Ontology annotation, cellular component: plant-type vacuole membrane. NCBI's taxonomy places the organism in Eukaryota, Viridiplantae, Streptophyta, Magnoliopsida, Ranunculales, Papaveraceae. The transcript is spliced from 7 exons.